AUGUUAGAAAGCCUUUCGAAAGGCAAGUUUCGUUGGAUUAAUGAAAAACUUUAUACAUCGUCGAGUUCCUCUGCCCUGGAGCUAUUUCAGAAUAAUCCUCUUAUGUUUGAUGAGUACCAUCAAGGUUUUCGUUCGGCUGUCAGUUCUUGGCCCGUGAACCCUGUCGAUAUUUUUAUAGAUUAUUUAAAGGGAAAGCCAAAAGAUUGGAUUGUAGCCGAUUUAGGUUGUGGUGAAG
Messenger RNA from Dentiscutata heterogama, 235 nucleotides. The record is from the annotation of a GenBank genome assembly. Lineage: Eukaryota; Fungi; Glomeromycota; Glomeromycetes; Diversisporales; Gigasporaceae.